Molecule: messenger RNA, 2526 nt
Organism: Closterium sp. NIES-65
Lineage: Eukaryota; Viridiplantae; Streptophyta; Zygnematophyceae; Desmidiales; Closteriaceae
Source: the annotation of a GenBank genome assembly
AUGUCUCACUCCGCUAAUCAAUUACAAGCAGUCUCACAUUCCAAUCACACACUCACUCGCACCCAGCCCCUUCCCAUCCCACACGUCACCUGCUUGUGUGUCUCGCUCGCUGCAGACAAGGGCAAGCUUCCCCGGGCGCUGGUGGAUGGGCUGGCAGCAUUCGGGGCUGGAGCGAUGUUGGGAGAUGCUUUCCUGCACCAGUUGCCGCACGCAUUCGGAAGUGGAGCGCACCCCCACAACCAUGACAGCCACGCGCAUGACCAUGCACAUGGGCAUGCAUCCCAUUCACAUGACCAUGGGCAUGGGCAUGGUCAUGGCCAUGAACAUGCAGUGGAGGGUGGAGGGCACGCGCAUUCUCUCGAGGACCUGUCUGUUGGCAUUGCCGUGCUGGUUGGCAUCGUGCUAUUCUUUCUGGUGGAGAAGAUUGUGAGGCGUGUGGAGGAACUCACCUCUAGAGGCGCUGCUGUGCCGUUUGCUGGGCACGGUCAUAGCCACAGCCACCACCACCAUGGCAAGCAUGAGGGCGAGAAAGAGGAGAAUUCAGGCGAGGAUGAGGGCGAGAAUGUGAGUGAGGAGGAGAAGGGUGGAGGAGGGAGGACGGACAGGAAAGAGGAGGGCGGAGGAGAAAGUGGUUCGGAUGAUGGGAGCGGUGGUGAGAAUGGGAAGAGUGGGGAUGAAGGGGAAGUGAGUUCUAAGGACGGUUGGGAGAAUGUGGAUGAGGGAGAGGAGGAGAGUGAGGGAGGGGAGGAGGGUGAAGAGGAGGAGGAGAAGGAGGUAGAGAAGGAGGAGAAGGAGGGAAACACGGAAGAGGGAGAAUCCAAGGAGGAGGAAGGGGAGGGAGAAGGGGAGAAGAGGAAAGGAAGCACAGGUGGUGGAAGUGAGGGGUUGAGGAGGCGGAGGGCCACUGCUGAUUCACAGACAGUAACAGCAGACAGGAGCGGAGAGGAGGAGAAGGAAGGGAAGGAGGGGAAGGAGGGGAAGGAGAAGGAGGGUGAUGAGGCAACGACUCUCGACAAUGACGAUAAGAAGGCCCGGGCAGUGGCUAAAGCUGUGCCAGUGGCGGCACCACCAGCAGCGGUGGCCCCGCCGGCAGCGAACAAGCACCUGGUGUUGGGAUAUCUCAACCUUUUCUCUGAUGGCGUGCACAACUUCACGGACGGCAUGUCGCUUGGAUCGGCGUUCCUCCAUCGGGGAGCAUUGGGGGGCUACUCGCGCAUGCUCUUCAUGCUCGCGCACGAGAUCCCCCAGGAGAUUGGUGAUUUUGGCAUUUUGGUGCGGUCGGGCAUGGGGGUGACACAGGCCUUGGCCCUCAAUUUCCUCUCCGCAGCUUACAGCUUUGCUCGGCACUGCUGCUGUGAGCUCCCAUGUGCCUAUGAAUGCCACUGUCCGCCUCUCCCUCACCCCGCCUCUUUCUGGUUUCCUGUCCCUCUCAACUUCCUCUCCGCCCUCUCGCCCGCAUCCUGCCUCUUCUUCACCCCACCUCUCCCUGGUCUGGUUACCCCUUCCCAACUUCCUCUUUUGAGUCGACUCAAAAGUCUUCUCUCUGGUCUGGUUACCCCGUCCCAACUUCCUCUUUUGAGUCGACUCAAAAGUCUUCUCUCUGGUCUGGCGCUCAUAUUCGGAGGGGAAGAAGCCCACUCAGGUCUCAUAGAGGGAUUCACAGCAGGGGGGUUUAUCUACAUUGCAGUGGCGGGAGUUAUGCCUGACAUGCACUCACAGGGGGUUGACAUCCUCUCUACAGUCAUUCAGCUCGCCUCUCUUACAGCAGGAAUUGCUGUAGCUGUUGUGAUAUCUCUUCUUGACUGUGGAGUGGGGACGGGGGAACCCUUGGGGGAGAGGCCGGGGGAGGGAGGUCCGGUGGUGGAGGAAGCAGCAGCAGCGCCGGCGCCUGUGGCUUCGGCAGCAGCUUCGGCGGUACUGGAAGCAGGUUCGGACAGAGGCUCGGAAGGGAUGGCUGUGGCAGGUGGGUUGGAGGUUGUGUGGAUUGAGAGUGGUGAGCUGGAAGGGGAUGAUGACGUGGCAUACACAGGCGACAUGCUGUCGAGUGAGGGCAUUCUUUUCGGCCCGCCACGUCGAAGGAUGCUGCCUGCUGUCGCGUUCCGAGUGGGUGACGGCAUUGCUGCAGAGGCAGAAACACCAGCGCGUGGUGAGUCAGUCGCGCUUGUUGCUGAGUCAACCGCGCCUGUUGCUGAGUCAGCCGCGACACACGCCAUUGCUGCUUUCAGGUUCAGAUUUGUUGACAGCAUCCGGUUCGGGCUGCUCACCGAAAGAUUUCGCCCUGCCCGCAGGCUGCGCGACGAGACGUCCCAUUGGCUGCUCAUGCUGCGCGGAAGAUUUUCGCGCUGCCCGGAUCCACUCCCGCCGUCACCCCCGCGAGAUGCGCUGCUACUCACCGCCGCCGCAGCUCGAUUUUCGCGAGAAUUCGCACGAGGGACGGCGAAAGAGAACGAGGAGGGGGACAGGCAGGGGGAGGAAAGGGGAGAGGCGGAAGGGGAAGGAGGCGGAAGCGGGCAGGCGGGCGCGUGA